Eriocheir sinensis (Chinese mitten crab) is the source of this 4086-nucleotide messenger RNA. RefSeq lists its product as uncharacterized. Gene Ontology annotation, molecular function: protein binding; extracellular ligand-gated monoatomic ion channel activity. Gene Ontology annotation, cellular component: membrane. Lineage: Eukaryota; Metazoa; Arthropoda; Malacostraca; Decapoda; Varunidae. The record is from RefSeq and is a predicted model, not a curated record. Gene Ontology annotation, biological process: monoatomic ion transport. The coding region runs from base 935 to 3622 and encodes 895 amino acids. The transcript has 9 exons.
UCGCACCGAAGACUCACCCGCGGCUCAUGUCCGGCGAAGUCGUGAAUCCUUCCUCAACGCUGGAACUGGAAGCGUCUCACCACGAUCGCCACCUCUCUUACGUCCCCUUCGUUUCUUCCCUCCUCCUCCUCUUCCUUCAGUCCCUUCCUCCCCUUCCUCCAGCCUCUUCGUUUAUUGGCUUCUUCCUCCCUUCCUUCCUUCCUUCCUUCAUCUACGUUCUUUGUUUUUAGUGUGGGUGAUUUGUUUGGUCUUUGGCUCGUAUACUUGUUUGAGUUCGUCGCCUUCACCUCCUCCUUUCUGUCUCCAUCUCCUCUUCUUCCUCCUCCUCCUCCUCCAGCUCCUCUGUUUGUUUGCCUCUUCUUCCUUCCUUCGUUUGGUUCCCUUUUCUUCCUUCCUUCGUCUCUUUGUUUUUUUGUGUUCCUUCCUUCCUUCCUUCCUUCCUCUUUGUGUUUCUUCUUUCAUGGCUUUGUUUUCGUGUUCGUAAUUUGCUUGUUUUUUCGUCUUAAUAUUGGUUUGGUUUCGUGUGUUUUGUGAGCUUUCGUUUGUUGGAUAAUCUUACGGUAGAAGAAGAGUAAAAGAGAUUGUCAUAAGAAAAGGAAAGCUAGUGUGACCGAAGGCUAAAGAAAGUUAAAACAAAACACAGAGAAAGUUAAUUAACGGGAAGAAUUAAUUAAAGGCUUUACUAUAAUAGAGAAAAAACACUUGAGAAAAAUAUAUCUAGUAAAGAGAAAAAGGGAAAAAAAACUUGACGAGAGGGAAAAAACUUGAGGAAAACUUGAAAACUUGAGGAAAGGGAAAAAAACGAGGAAAAUAUAUAUAGUAAAGAAAAAACAGGGAGUCUUCAGUAUCUCCCUUCCUUUCUUUCUUCCUUUGUAUCUGUUUUCCUCUUCAACGAUGUGAGUGACUUCGAUGCUACAAGAGAAACGAAUAAAAAAUGAAGUCACGUCGUUUUCAGGGGUCACUUGCGUCCUUUUUCCUCGUUCUCGUCACUUUCAUUGCCGUGUGCGGGCGCGCGGGCGUGUCGGGGAUGUCGGAGCGGGCGGGCGAGGAGGGCGUGGACCAGGUGAAGGUGUUCGCCAUGCAGCUGGACAUGUGGGCGCCGCCAAGGGACGACGUGCUUAUCAGAUACAACCUUACCGACCACUUCAAGGAGGGGGAUGUGUCGGAGUUUCCUGAGGUGACGGUGUGCCUGCGUGCCCGCCCCGUGGUCCUCAUGAGCUACGAGAGUCACAUAUCUAUCGCCACCUCGGACCAGGACAACGAUGUUCUACAUAUGUACCGCCGCGGAGAGCAUCACGGCUUCUACUACAACGGUGUCCGCCAGUAUGGGUUCCUUAACAUGACCAACGACAUCGGCCUUCACCAGUGGAGUCACUACUGCCACAACUUCCACCACGGGGAGUACCGCGCUUACAUUCACGGGGAGCUAGCGGCGAAAGGGCCCUUCAGCGUCCCUCACAAGGUCCCUCUACCGGUCAAGGGCAUUAUAACCAUCGGGCAGGAGCAGGACCUUCUGGCGGGGGGGUACGACACCGACCAGAGCUUCCGCGGUCACAUAGCACAGAUCAACAUCUGGAAUAGAUCCCUGACGCCGGAGGAAGUGCGGGUCCAGGCGGGAUGUUCCAAGUCUCCAAUCGGCAACAUCUUCUCCACAGACAGAGAGGCGGUGGAGCUUCUCGGGGGCGCCACGAUGGAGUUGGUGGAUCACUCGUCCUUCUGCCGUAAGGAGGUGGAGUACGUGAUCUUCCCCGAGGCGCGGUACAUGGCAGAGUCCCGGCUAAUUUGCAACAGGAUCGGGUAUGAGGUCUACACGCCGGCAAACCGCAAAGACAACAUCCAUCUCCACCAAGAAUCGCUGCGUUUCGCCGAGCACUGCCUCUCCAACUAUCAUCUAUGGAUCGGCGUGACGGACCAGGAGGAGGAGGACGUCUGGAGGAAGUUCACGGAUAACUCAGUGGCCGAGACGCAAUUUGAGUUGAAUGAACCGAACGGAGGCACCGGGGAGAACUGCAUGCUGAUGUUCCUGCCUAACGGUCUCUGGGUGGACACUUCCUGCGUGAUCAAGUGGCCGGCGUGCGUCCCUUGCGAGGUGUCCAGACGGUCGCCGUUGCGUCUUCGGGGGUUUUGCUUCUCCAACGAGGCGGAGACCUACUACGAGGUGCUGGGCUACCGCGGGGAGAAGCCCUACCUGCACGGCUACUACGGCUUCAUGGUGUACCGCAGCGGCAACUACACGUGGGAGAUGUACGACACGACGGUGGGCGAGGUGGUCUGCGUGCUGGAUGUUCCCUCUAAGGACUCCUACCCCAUCGGCCGAAACACGUGGACGCUGCGCCGCUCCAUGUGCAACUACCUCAUCGGGUCGCACAUUCCGUUGAGCUUAUCCAUCUGCGACAACGAUGAGUUCACGUGCGCCAACGGGGACUGCAUACCCAAGGAGAAGCGAUGCAAUGCCAAGGACGACUGCACUGACCUUUCCGACGAGGAGGACUGCAUCUUCUUCACUCUACCGAAGGGAUAUCGUUCAGAGCGCCCCCCGGACAACCAAACAGAAGGUCUCCCCAUCAAUCUCAAAGCUAGGGUGGAGGUUCUUCGCUUCAUGGAGAUCUCUGACAUCCGAAGAGUCAUCAACGUGGAGUUCACAGUGGGUAUAACCUGGAAUGACCCGCGUCCGAAGUACUACAACCUCGGAGACACGCUGGAGUGGAACAAGCUGUCGGAGGUGGAUAGGAUGAAGUUGUGGGCGGCGAAGCUUCAGUUUCCGAAUGUGUACGAUGGGAAUAUCAAGCUGCUAUCGGAGGACCUGUACUUGAACAAGAUCGCUGGACCGCUGGAGCCAGACUACAACGCUGUCAGGAUGGACACCGUGUAUGGAGGAAAGUCCGCCAUGAUAGUACAAAAACUACACUACAGUGGUAUCUUCGCCUGCACCUUCGACGUGUUCUACUACCCGUUCGACACCCAGCAGUGCUUCCUCCAGCUCCAGUUAUCGGUGAGGCAGGAGUUGGUCAAGUUCUCCGGGGACAUGGCGAACGUCUUGUACCUUGAGGAUCCCAAGCUGCCCGCCUACUUCCUCAAAGACAUCUUCAUCACCGUGCUGGAGAGUGGAACCAACGAGACCAGAUACUCAUUGUUGAACGUUGAGUUCGUGCUGACGCGUCGCUGGAAGAUGAUCGUGUUGACCGUGUACCUGCCGACGGCGAUGUUGCAGCUGGUGGGCUACACGACGCUCUUCGUCAACGUGGCCCUUAUGGACGUCCGCAUGGCCGUCAGCUUAACAACCCUGCUAGUGCUGUACACUCUCUUCAGCAACACGUCUGACGCUCUUCCGAUCACCGCCUACGUCAAGCUCAUAGACGUGUGGUUCUUCUUCUGCAUCUUCCUCCUCUUCUUUAUCAUCGUCAUCCACACCGUCGUCGAGCACAUGGUCAACCUCAGCGAGAACAAGCACUUCACCCAAGUCCUUCCCUUCGACCCAAGACGCACCACUGAGAAGAGCAUGCGUCCGUCCUCCCCCGAAGCUGAGCGACUACUGUUCUUCUGUCGGUAUAUCUGUGUUCCAGGCAUCAUAUUUAUCUUUAACGUGAUAUAUUGGGGUUUAGUGUUCAGUGAGACCUUCUGAAUAGGGAGUUAUCGUCUGCCCUCCCCCGAAGCUGAGCGACUAUUGUUCUUCUGUCGGUAUAUCGUGGUUCCAAGCAUCAUAUAUAUCUUCAACGUGAUCUACUGGGGUUUAGUGUUCAGUGAGACCUUCUGAAUAGGGAGUUAUAGCUGUAGGUAUUGUCAAAAGCCUCCACCCCUUACAUCAGCUGUUUCCAGAGGCCGAAAAGAAGAUCAGUCAGGUUAUAAUGAGUGGUUUGUUUAGGUUCGCGGUACAGAAGAGGGUCAGACUACCAGAGGGUUAUAAAACUACCCCUGGAAAUGCCCUGAACUCGUGGGAAAGCCUUGUCAUAUAUGUGUGGAGAUGGACAGAUAGAGAGAGAGAGGGAAGGAAAGAAGGAAAGAGAGAAAAAGAAAGAAAAGAAAGAGGGAGGAUAGAAAAAAGGAAAAAGUCAACCCAAUCAGUUAAAAAAAAUAUGGAACCGUAAA